GGUAUGUUUUAUUUAUGCGUUAUGAUACUAUAAUCCCUGUAGCUGUAAUAAUCUUUAUUUGUAGAUGACUACAUAUAUCACUGUUCUACCAAAAUAAUUUGUCCUUCCCUAAUCCCAGAUUCUGUUUCCGUAGAUGCAUCCGACUACUUCAAUAGUUCUUUAGAAAAUAUACGAAAUAGAACUCAUUGGAAUGUACCGCAAAUAAUACUAGCCUAUCCAAUUCUCACUUCUCCUCCUAACGUUAAUAACUUUUUCCAAAAACAUGAACAUACCAAUGUAAAUGAAACAUCUAAUGCCAAAGAUCUUCGGAUUAUUACUAAAAACAAUCAGAAAAUGCCCUUAAAGUAUGAUUCUGCAUGCAGCAUGUGUAACACGCAUUUAAGUUUAUGUUCAUUUGAUCAAAGCAACGUUGGAGAAAGAUGCCAAAAUAUGAAUACUGAAACUGUUAAUAAAUUGCAUAUAUCAUCUCUAAAAAUAGAAAAACAAAUUCAGAAUAUAAAUACUGACCUGGAAAAUACUUUUCAGUCACCUGAAAUAAUGUCCUCGCUUUUGGGUAAAUAUUCUGUAAACUCCCCUAAUGUAAAGACAAAUUCAUUAUCUAAUGCUAAUGCACAUUUAUUAAAUAGAGGUAUUGAAUUUGAUAACUUAAAACAAGUCAGCGAUAAAGAUGGACUAAGAAUUCAUAUUUGCAAUCAAAAAAUAGAAAAUACAAACACACAGACGGUUCUUUUAUUUCCUCAGAAGUAUCAGAUACUUAAUAAUCCAGUUAUAAGGAAAAGUAAAAAGUCUACUAAUCUUGUCAAAUAUAAAAAUAUAUGUGAAGAACCUCCCCUUGAAAGGCAAUUAAAUACAUUUAAGAUAUUGGGAAAGUGUAAAGGGUCAUGUGAAACAGAUAAUAUAAAUGUAAUCAAAACAUCGAUAAAAAAUAUGAAUACUACUCAAGCAGAUGUAGUUAAGACUGUGCAUGUAGGACUGCAACACACAUUACCUGCUUCCGAAUACGACAGCGUCGCAGAAAAACUUAUGAUUACCAUUUUUCAGAACUUCAAAAGUUAUAAUGAAUCAAAUAGAAAUGUAAAUAUAAAAGAUUACUUAAAUCAAAUCGUAAAAGAACUCUAUGAUAUAAAAUUGGAACGCUCUGAUGUUCAUCCUGUUAAAAAUUUAUUCAGAUGUCUAUUAGAAUAUUGGCUAAAUAAUACCACACAUUCAAACUUUAACCAAAUAAAUAAAAUUACUAAAUCCAUAGAAAGACAAUCCAAUAAAUAUUUUAUGAAAGAUGAAACGACGUCUAAUUAUAUUGUAAGAAGCGUCGCUAAAUCUAUACAAUUUCAUGGUAUCGAUGAUCUGAUCAAAGAGAAAGUCAACGGAUGUGAUGAAGUAAGCUUUGAAUAUAAUGGUAAGAAAUAUAAAUUACCUACCAAAUCAAUUAAUAAUAGUUUUGAUAAAGAAAAACGCCUUUCAACGAAAAGACGACAAGACCUUGAAAGAAUUUUGAAGAAUACUGUAUGUGUAUGUAAAACAGUAAGCAGUGGUGACAGUAGAGAUAUUGACAUUAAAAUUACUAAAAAAAUGAUCGACAGUCUUGAUUUGAACCUUCAAAAGAUUAUAGACAGGCCUAAUGAACAACCUUAUUUCGAAAAUUCUAGUUCUUCUAUUGAAUUUCCGAAAAUACAGGAAACUAUGAAUCAUCUAAUUAGUGAAACAUCUAUACCGCCUGAUUUUGCCAAAGAAUUUUUAGCAGCAUAUUUAGAUUUAUUACAUGAUAGCGAAAAUAAUCAUGAUAGCCCUUCGUCUUCAGAAGAAAAGUUUAAUGUAUGUGAGCCCAAAUGUGAUGUUCAAGCUGAAUCUAUUCAAAAGAAAGUGUCAAUUAACUUAUCGACCACAAAAAAAUCUAAAGAAAAUGACAAACAAAACAGAGAGCAGCUACUUGACCCUGGUCAGUUAUAUUUGAAAAACGUUUUAGAUAAAAUAACAAUUCACUCUUCAGAUGAAAGAGUCUCAUCAAUUUCUACGACAGUAAAAGAAAAACCACUAAAGGCAAAACCAAUUAGCUUAAAUUUAAGUUUUGUUGACAAGGAUUUUGAUAUCAGUGACUCUAAUAAAAUGUUUCAUCCUAAACUUAUUACCCCAUAUUUAAAAAUUCAAAAUACCAUUGACAUCGACGAUAACGCAAAUUGCAAUAUAAAUCUAAAUCCAUAUAUUAGUAGCGUCGAUAGUUGUCAUAAAGAUAUUCAAAUUAACAAACUCGAAUUGAAACAUUCAUGGAGUGAUGGAACGUCUAAUGCACAUCGUCCGCCAGACUUAUCUUCAAAUUAUACUAAACUAUAUCAUGCGUUCUACGAUGAUGAGAAUUUUAAUCAAACUGGUCUAAAUGAAACACAAUUCGGCGCUAUUGGAAAUAUUAAUACGACCCUUGCUGAUGACUGCAAAUCAUGUUAUAUUAUGUCUCUGAAGGGGACUGUAUUGACAUCGAAGUUAAUGCAUUCGAAAAAUGAUAUAAAAAUGAAUGGUAACGCAGUUAAUGCAGAUGAACAAGAACCUAGUUGUUCUUCUUCGGUAAGAGAUCAUCAAGAGGAAUUAUCGAUUUUUGAAAACAUUCCUAAAUUGAUAGAUGAGAAAUUUAUAUUACAAUUAUUAGAAAAUGUAUGUACCUUAUCCAAAAACUUGCCUACUUUGCACAAAGACAUUAACAGUUUAUAUUUGAAAUUACGAAAAAAGCACGAGAAACUUCUAAUAAUUUGCAACAAAACUCGAGGUUUAGGUCUUUUAGGUAAAAUUUAUCAAAAAGAUAUUGAAGAAACUGGUACGCAAUGCGACUACAAUAUGUGUCCAAAACAAAAGUCAGUAAAUAAUGCUACUAAUACUAGUAAUUAUGAUUUCAAAAAAUCUGCUGUUGAUGUGGCUAUAGGUGAAUCAAAUAUUCACUUAAAUAAGCAGGCAAACUUUGAUGGUAGUAUUGAUGUUAAAGAAAACAAUAUAAAUACAAUAAAAUUAAUGUCUAAAAAUGAAGCUGUCGGUUAUAAUACACAAACUGAAUCUUUACAAUAAACUAUCAAUUCCAAAAACAGAACAAAGCACUUCAAAUAAUAGUUGCUGGCACAAGGCAAUAGUUAAGAAUGCCCUUAACAAAAUCAGCUCUGACAAAUACCGUGUCUGGAGUUCAAGCUUUGAAGAUAGACCGCUGAAGUUAAUAAACGUUGAGAGUUCCGAUCAUGUUGAUAAAGUAGCUAAUAAUAAAAAGAUGGAAUCAUUUGAAGUUGGACAAAAACCGAUUUUAGCAGUAACAGAAUUAUCUCCAUCUUUUAAAAAGAGCACACAUUCUCAGAGUAACAAGAAAAGUAAUUUUUUUAAAGAUUUUGAAUUCUAUCAUUUAUUGGAUCAGUAUCACGACAUCAAAAUGUCUUCUUCAUUGGGAAACAUUGUUGUUUCGAUGGAUUCUGACAGCGGCGAUGAUCUGAAAACUAUAUUCAGAUGUCCUAGCGGUCCUACUUAUUUCUCCGGUUAGUUCCUAUCGUAUAAUUUCCUAAAUUAACAGGCCACCUCAACGUGUUUCUUAGGUGGUCUGUUAAGAAGUUUCAAUUCUUGGCAGUCCAAACAAUUUCGUUACUUUUGUGUUUUUUUUUGUUUAUGUACGUGUGUGUGUUUGUACUAAUCUGCAUGCAUUUUAUAUUUUUAUAUAGUGGGCUGUUUAAAUUGUAGACUAUAAAUAUCUAGUUAUGAGAAUGCUAUUGUUAUAGAUUAGAUGUUCUUCUAGAAAACUCAUUUCGUAUAUCUCCAAUCUUGUAUCAUGGUUGAUUAAUAAAUUUGAAGUAAAUAUUUUACUUGUAUUGGUUGAUUUGAACCAGAGUUUAUAUUGUAACGUUCAUUAUCUUAGCAACCAUGCUACUCCCUACUUCACGCAUUAUCUUCACACCCUUUAAAAUUGAGAAAAGAGGACUUGACAAACAAUCUAUUAUUCAUUUUCUUCAAAACAAAUACCCCGCAAAAAUUUCAAGAUGUCUGUCAUAACAUUAGCGCGUAAAGUUAUGAGAAUUUGAUACUGAUUUCUAAUUUGUUAAGUGUAUGAGGUGAUCAAGUCCUCGUUCCUCUCACACCGCUGGGUGUCUGUACACGCAUGUUCUG
This is a messenger RNA of Bicyclus anynana (squinting bush brown), 4122 nucleotides long. RefSeq lists its product as uncharacterized. The record is from RefSeq and is a predicted model, not a curated record. Lineage: Eukaryota; Metazoa; Arthropoda; Insecta; Lepidoptera; Nymphalidae. The coding region runs from base 334 to 3048 and encodes 904 amino acids. The transcript has a single exon.